Messenger RNA from Strongylocentrotus purpuratus (purple sea urchin), 1210 nucleotides. It is a transcript of the gene c9orf64, whose product is annotated as queuosine salvage protein. Bases 103 to 1131 code for a protein of 342 amino acids. The transcript is spliced from 9 exons. NCBI's taxonomy places the organism in Eukaryota, Metazoa, Echinodermata, Echinoidea, Camarodonta, Strongylocentrotidae. The record is from RefSeq and is a predicted model, not a curated record.
CCCGCAAGCGCCACACGCACGCACGACCUUAUACACACGUGUAGAAGCUAUCUCCGUCCUUCUUGUUGCUCACGGUUUGAAUACUACAGAGUUGCAUGCAAGAUGUCUGCUAAACCACUGUCACCAAGGGAAUCGGGAAGAUUCAUUGCAGAACACUGUCAAGAUGUAACAAUUAAUCAGGAUGCAGCUAAGAAAGUUGCUCAAAUGAUAUGGGAGAGCUUAGACAAGCAGCAAUACAGCAUCAAAUCGUGGAAAGAAAAUGCUCUUCAUCCCAAGACAAUGACAGAUGCUACAGUCGACUGGAUAUUUGUCUUGGACACACUGAAUUUCUCUUUCUGGAGUGAGACAAACGACAAACGUUAUUUGGUGCGAUAUAACAAUGAGAAUCACAGCGGGUACUGGGCAUUGUGUGCUGCACUGAUGAGAGCAUGUGAUGAAGGCAUUCCAAUUACAAGUCCAUCCUACUACUCCAAGGUGACUCUGGAUGAGCUGAGACAUGUCUUCCGCUCAGAGACAGAUACAGGUAUCCAUCUCCUGGACAAGAGGAUAGAGAACCUACAUCAAACAGGCAAAGUUCUAAUGGAGAAAUUUGAUGGAUCCUUUGUGAAUUGCAUCAAGUGUUGUGAGAACAGUGCAGUCAAGCUGAUUGAACUUGUCACCUCACACUUCUCUUCUUUUAGGGAUGUGGCCACUUUCAACGGCACAGCGGUGUCUCUUUAUAAAAGGGCACAGAUUCUUGUGGCGGACAUCUGGGCGUGCUUUGAAGGACAGGGUCAUGGAUGCUUUACGGAUAUAGACACCUUGACAAUGUUUGCCGAUUACAGGGUGCCCCAAGGUUUGAACUACUUUGGUGUCCUGAGUUAUUCUGAUGCCUUAAAGAAGAGACUGGAAGAUGAGACUAAGCUGUUCACUCCAGGAGAGAGGUUAGAGGUCGAGAUCAGAGGGUGCUCAAUCUGGGCUGUGGAGCUGAUCUUACAAGAGAUGAGGAGGAUACGUGGGGAAGACCUGAAGAAAGGCGACGUUAUAGUGAACAGUAUCAUCAUUGACUUCUACCUGUGGACCUACUGCAAGGAUCACAGAGAUGUCAUGGCACACAUACCAAUACACAAGAUUAGAUCCAUCUAUUAUUAAAGGGAUAGGGUAACUUUGUCUCAGAUUCUAAAACAAAAUCCUGGAUUUAGCUCAUGCUGCAAUGAUUAAUUAUAAACCU